CGAAGGUGUGCACACAAGCAAUAGACGAUGACCGUCGUCUUUGCGGACGCCGUUUGGAGCCAAAACCUCUACUAGUCAACGAUGACGGUUCGAUGACGAUGGUGGCUUAUCGCGAGCUCUGUAGCGUUGGUCGUUGGUUCUUUUGGUUUUAGUUCGUGAAUAGUGUUUUUAACGUGUUUGGCCGGAGUUUAUGGGAUUUACUGAACGGCGUGUCACUGUUUAUUUCAUGGGGUUUUUGUGAGGUUCACCGGUGUCAGAAUAGAACGUGAUUGAAUCUUGGCGAUUGAUUCUGUGUGUUCAACCUUACAAGGAAGAAAUAAACCAUCCCGAGUUGAAUACCGGGUGCUCGUUGUGUUGUGAUCAUGAAAUUGAUUUUUACGAGCUCGCGUGAUUGUGCAAGAGAUCUGUUUUCGUGAAUGGAAGGCCGGUAGAAAAUAAGAGCGUGAAAAGUGCUUUUCUUCGUACAAGUUGGUUUGAUGGUGCAACGAUAGAUUCGACGUUGGGGGUCAGCCAAAGAUAAGAGUCUACAUGUGUGCUAACGUAGCGGAGAAUGCGUUUCGAAAGUUGAAGAUCGCCUGCGCUGAGUUUAUCGAGCAAAUUGCUCAAUGCGCUUCACCGAAGAUUACGGUCUCCAUUAUCUGUGUCAACUGUGUAUUCAACGGAGUGAGUGAGUGAGCGAGUGCGAGUGCUGUCUUGUGACAUAAUAAUCAAUCAAUUCAACUGGAAGCCGAGCGGUAGAGGUAAGAAGUAAUAGAAAGGCAGGAAGUUCUGCUCGAUUUGCUCGGUGAAGACGGGGUCAGUCAGUCAGUCAGUCGAUCGGCGCACUUAGACGGACAGUUGAGUUAUUGCAUAUCAUUAGCACGGAUUUUUUUUCACUCAUUGUUUGCCGCCAUCAAUCAACGGUACUUUUGACUCGCGGAUACCGAGGUACCGCUCUGAAUACAUUUCAUCCGCCUAUACUGUGCUACCAUUUCAUUGCGCUUGAGCUGAAUUUAAGAUGUCACGUUCAAACUUUCAACGGUCCCAGAGUCGGGUCUGGUACGGCAAUGGAAACGUUCCGGAUAAUCCAUUCUACGGGGGCGCUGCUGCUGUAGGCAUGGGUGGCGGGUAUUAUUUUCUCUAUAACCGACUGCAGGAAGGCAGACAGACGUCGUCGUCGUUGAGACCUUCGGGGCCCAGCAGCUUUCAGGAUUUGGACGAAGAGGAGGAACUGCUGGAGCAGAGGACACCCGAAAAACAAAUCAAUGAUGGGAUUGCGAAUGUCAGUGGCAGUAGUAGCACCAGUGACGGAUCUGUCCGAGUCGGAAGUACAGUUUGGACGGAAGCCAACCGACAGGGUAGCCCCGCUAGUCAUAAGAGUCAGGACUCAGGGUUCUCGGACACUGAACUGUCGCCAAACAUGCCGUCGAUCGGCAGCAAUACCAUUUCUAACAGUAAGAACUUCAUCGAAAACCAGUCCAGCCCGGACAAGCUCACACCAAAGCGUACCAUCAACGAGCAGCUCUUCCAGAGAUCUCCCUCAAUCUCCAGUGAAAUCUCCACCCCACCAACCGUCAUUCGCAGACCCGCACCGGAGGUUACUCGGGAAGACAUAACCGUGCGUCGAAUAUCCUACAGUGAGCCGAAUUCACCGACACUGUCUCCUCCAGCUCCAUUCGAUGAGUUUGUUUCCAAGAUCGACAGCCUCAAUUUCGAUAACACCUCACCUCUCGAAGCUAGUCAACUGAGUAUAAGAGUCAACGCCACCGAGGAAGAAGAACCUUCUUCGGGACCUUCGUCGCUGUUAUCAUCGUCCUUUCAUUGCCCUACUCGAAGCAGUGGCAGCUCUCUCAAGCGAGGUCGUGUAAUCACCAAGUGCAGCAGAGUGAAAAGAAACCUCAAUCAUCAGUUGCGAGAUUCCGAGGAAGAUAUGAUUUCUCUGGACAGCAGCGAACUGACAAAUAUCCUCAGCCAAACACUCACACAAGAUGUCACAGUUUCGAACUUAAAAACACCGAAAAGCAUCCUCAAAACUCCUCCUUCCUACAACAACGAAACCGUACUUUUAGGUUACGUUUCUCCCGAUCCCAAUAACAACCAUCGUGUCGAUAGAGACAUUCCUAUCCGUGAAAAGGAACUUCCAUCCUACGCGGAGCUCUACCCCAACGGAACGUCCACCCCAAUCAUGUACCCCGCAAAAUUCUACCGAUCGCUCCCGCCAACCCCAACCCGAACCCAACGCUCCCCUAUAAAAUUCCGUCCCACGAAACUUAUCGACAACUUCUACGAAGAGCCCGACAUCGACCUGUCCAGCCAACGGCUUUCCCAGCAAACCGACCUGAACUUCACCGAGUACGAUAACCCCCUCCUAAACGGCCACACUCCAGCCGUCCAGUCCUGGCUCGACGGGCUUCGAUUCUCCUACCAGAGUGAAGUCAUGUCCAUCCUGCAGACGAAAUCCAUCAGCGUGGAAGCAACGCGAAACUUGAAAAUGACCUCGGCAACCGCGGUCAAGUUGAUACGUCACCUCCAGUCCAAAGUCGUCACCCUGCAGGGUGAGUUCGAGAAAGUCGAAAGAGUGUUCGCCUCGAUCAAGCGCUACCAACAGCAACAAGAGGAUGAGGACGAAGAUGAUGAAAAGGAGAUCUACCAACAGGCGGCUCCCCUCGUCCAAAGCCUUGCCGCCAAUAUAUACCAAUUCGUGCAGAAGCAAAAGUCCAACGACUACUUCGGAAAGGAUCCUCUCGAACGAGCAGACCUCAAAAAGUUUCAUGAAAACACUCGAUCGCUGGUCGAUAUGACUACGGACCUGCGAAUCGCUGCUGCCAACGGAGAGGACUUCGAUUACCGCUCGGUAGAAGAAGAGAUCCAGAUCAUCAAACGGUACUUCCUCAUCACGAUCAGAUUGAUCUUCAAAAACUUGGUGAAGGUGAUCGUGGACACGAUCGAGGAUUCCAAGAGCGAUUUAAUACUGCGAUCGAACCUGAGCUACGUGUCGACGCUGUCCAACCUAGAUUACCAGGGUCUGGCGUCGUUGAACGAUGCCUUCAUAUCCAACGGGACGGUACGGGCGCUGUUGAUCGUGUGCAUUGAGUGCAAGUUCUCGUCAAUUCGGGCCUUAGCGUUGCGAGCGCUUGCAACCGUGUGCUCGACGACGGAAACCAUCAGACAGCUGGAGAAAGCGGAUGGGGUGGAGAUCCUGAGGGACAUUUUGGCUGAUCAAAAGUCGAACGAGCGUAGUGAACCGGAGUUUCGAGAAGCGGUAUCGGUGCUGACGCAGAUUACGGCACCGUGGCACGGGGAGGAUCACCGAAUAGACGGGUUAAGGCAACAUGUGCACGCGAUCGUGGAGGCCGUCACAGAGAUUGUCGAUAAAACAACCUGCUGUCAGACGCUGCUGCUGUGCUCCGCAUGCCUCAACAACCUGGCCAGGAUCGAGGCCACCGCCGUCUACUCGCUGAUGUCACACGAGACUGCCGGAAAGCUGAAGGCGGCCACCCUACGGCGGGGACCGGGCGCAUCGAUUUUCCUUUUUGAGCAAAUCACGUCGAUGCUGUACAACAUGUCCUCGAACAAGAAAUCGCACCACCACCUGGCCGGCCGACCACUGAUCAACUUCCUCACCGGCGCGUUCAAUCAGAAGUUCUUCGAACGGAUGGAAAGCCGCGUGGAAACCGAAGCCCAGCGCAAGACAAUCAAAAACAUCCUGCACGUCCUGUCCCGUCUGGUGACAAGUGGCGCCAUUGGAUCCCACGACGAACUGCUUGCGACGACGAUUGUGCCGAUUUUUGCCCGAAUCGAGCGCACCCUGGACGACCACAACGAGCACUUUCGGGACAAUUCCCAGCUGAACCGGCGCCUCAACGAGAGCCUUUCCGGUUGCGGAGGAGUUUCGAAAGCAGAAACGAGUCCACCGGCGAUGCUUUCCAUUCUAGCGCCAUCGCAAAGCGCCACGACCGCAAAUCCAUUCAUAACGAGAUUAACUAUCGAACGGCAACCCAACGGGGGCAUCAUUAUGCUGGACAACAACCGCCAGGAGAGCUAUGUUUGAUGAAGCGAAUCCGGAUGCCAUCGUUGGCAGUUUCGAGGGCACGACGCGGUGGUUCAGAUUCUAGCUGAAGCAUUACACAACGGAACAAAUUUGGGUCUCAAGCACCAAAAUACCGUCAUUUACUUCAUUGGAGGUUACUGAAGCUAUUGCUAUUUUCAAAAAUGUCAUAGUACGUCUGGUUUUACAGAUUUGACUGAUGAAAAUUUAAUGUCUUAUUUAUUUUGUUUGGUCAACUUGCAUGCAAGUUUGCCAACUUGUAUGCUGAUUUAUGUGCGUAAUUUAUUACAGAAGCUGUAAUCAUGUCCAAAACAAAUUUAAUCAAUAUGAAAUUGUGCAACUUUGAUCAAACAUUGUCUUAUAUAGAAGUUUAAGUCCUAUUGAAGGCUCUGUGGGCUGGAUAAAAAAAAAUUAAGAAUCAUAGUUAAAAUGUUACUUGAACAUCAAUAAAACCAGUAUUUAAUACAACUUUGAUGAGCUGUAUCACAAAAUUGUGACGAUCUGGAACAUUUCUUAAAUUGGCAUUGGAUUCAGCAAUCCCAGAGAAACAUAAUUUAAUCUUUUGGACACACAAAAAUAAUAUAUUUUGUUCAUCUGUGAAAUCAAUGUGGAAUUUUUCAUCUGUCUUGCAAUUCGGUUAUUCUGAACCACUGUGUACUGCCUACAAUACUCGAAAAGCUUUUAAUACGAUUGACUUGCGCGUUGUUCGCCGACAGGGCGAAAAUGAAUCAGUAGUGGCUCUCCGAAAACCUCAACGCAUUGCAAUGUGUCGGUAACAUAAUCAACCGAGUUAGACCAUAUCACCAGGACUCGAUAAAUUAUUCAUGAAGCUGAUAAAUACGAUUGCUCCCACGGAUCUCUCUCAUUAGCACCGUUGCAGUGGGAUGUAGAGGAAUUCCGGCGAAGUCGAUGUAUCGAGUAUCGGGUGGAAAAUUGCGACAAACAAGCUAAUACCGGCCAUACUUUAGUCAGUGUGAGGCCACUUUGAUGUAUGAUGUUAAUGCCAGUGCCAAAUAAAUCGUGUGUCGAUGAACCAAACUGUAUACACUCUAAGCAGACAUACCUUAUCGUAGGUGCCAUAACGGUUGUAUUGUAUAGAACAUUUAUGCAAAUAGUAAAUUAUUCAGUGAGAUCGAAAUUUUGGUAAUAUAUUUGACAAUUUUAUAUUUUAUAACGUAGUUAAUGCCAUAAAUCAUAAGACCGUAUACUUCGAUUUUUGUAAAUAAACUACCUGUAUCUGAAAA
Messenger RNA from Aedes aegypti (yellow fever mosquito), 5271 nucleotides. RefSeq lists its product as uncharacterized. Gene Ontology annotation, molecular function: cytoskeletal adaptor activity. Gene Ontology annotation, biological process: establishment of mitotic spindle orientation; regulation of asymmetric cell division; asymmetric cell division. NCBI's taxonomy places the organism in Eukaryota, Metazoa, Arthropoda, Insecta, Diptera, Culicidae. The record is from RefSeq and is a predicted model, not a curated record. Gene Ontology annotation, cellular component: apical cortex. The coding region runs from base 998 to 4030 and encodes 1010 amino acids. The transcript has 7 exons.